AUUAUAUAAUCUAAACGAGGCCUAGAAUAGAACUCUAUACACUUUCUUACAGAGAUCUAGGGAGGAAAUCCACCUUCUAAAACUUAUAACCAAGAAAGAAAAUAAUAAUAAUUAAUGGAAAGGAAAAGAAAAGGGCAUUUUGUUGGGUGUUACAGCACAUUGUUCGCCCCAAUUUCCUCUAGACCAUCCAAAUCUCUCAGAAAAGCUCCCUAAUAAAUAAAAUUUACAAACCAACAUUUCCAUUUCCCCUCCAUCUCUCAUCUCAUCCCUCUCUCUAUUUUCAAUUCUCCAAUUCACAUCCGAUCCGAUCCCCUCUGAGAUCUCCACCGCCAGAGCCACCACCAUGGUCCGCUGUCUGUUCACAUGCUUCGGCAAGAGCGACGGGGGCGGCGCCACAGCAAUCACAAACGACAGAGCAACGGCGGAGGUAACGGCGGAGGAGCAGCAGGGGCGAGGCGGCGGCGUUGUAGUGGAGCUAUUCACAUCGCAGGGAUGCGCAACGUCGCCGGAAGCGGAAGUUCUAUUGUCGAGAUUAGGGAGAGGAGAUUUCGAAUUGGAGGCGCCGGUGGUGGUAUUAAGUUACCAUGUGGAUUAUUGGGAUUAUAUGGGAUGGAAAGAUCCGUUCGGGCAUAGCCAAUGGACGGUGCGGCAAAAGGCUUAUGUGGAGGCGUUGGGGCUUGAUACAAUGUUUACGCCUCAGGUUGUGGUCCAAGGACGGCUUCAGGCUGUUGCUACUGACCAAACUAGUUUGUUAUCUAUGAUUAAAGAUGCCCCUACAUACCCCUCUCCUACUUUCCAGGCGACUUUCCAGAGGCCAACAACCGACAGCCUGCAAGUUACACUAACCGGAGCACUGAGGACGAAGGUGGACAGCGACGGCGCAAACGUGAUGGUAGCGCUGUACGAGAGCGGCCUGGUCACCGAUAUCCCCGCCGGCGAAAACAAAGGCCGAGUUCUGGCCAACGAUUUCGUCGUAAGAAAACUCGAAAAGCUCUGUUCCGUCAAAGACGCAUCCGCCAAAAAAACCGUCUCCGGCACCGUCGCUUUCUCUCUCUGGGAAACCUUCGACGGCUCCAAAUGCGGCGUCGCCGUCUUCGUUCAGAACAAUUCGCAUCAUAUUUUCGGUUCUCAGAGCUUUAAAUUGCCCGACGAUAUAUGAAAUUCCGCCGAAAUUCGACUGUGUAUCGACUUCCUUGGAGCUUAUCAAUGGCGGCCGGUUUUAGUUCCGGACACGAUCACUUGUGGUGGCCGUUUUUAUGUACAGGAUGUGUUAAACUGCUUGGUAGAAUUUGUUGUUUUAAUUUCUUUUCUUCAUCCUUAUUUCUUUAAAUAGCUGUUUUGUGAUUUUUGGCUGUGAUUCCUUUUAUUACUACUAUAUACAUUUUUUUAAAAAAGGGUAUUUUUUAAAUUUUUAUGUGGGAGACUGAAUACAUAUUCUAAUUGAGAAA
This is a messenger RNA of Benincasa hispida (wax gourd), 1448 nucleotides long. Its product is annotated as membrane lipoprotein lipid attachment site-like protein, putative (DUF1223). The record is from RefSeq and is a predicted model, not a curated record. NCBI's taxonomy places the organism in Eukaryota, Viridiplantae, Streptophyta, Magnoliopsida, Cucurbitales, Cucurbitaceae.